Molecule: messenger RNA, 945 nt
Organism: Cladocopium goreaui
Lineage: Eukaryota; Dinophyceae; Suessiales; Symbiodiniaceae
Source: the annotation of a GenBank genome assembly
UGGUGAUUUUCCAUAGUUAUGUUAGUUUACCAGAGGGUAUUCGAAAAAAAACAAGCCGAUAUAUACAAAUGGACCUAGUCUACCCAGUCGCAUACGUGAGCAUCAGGGGGUACAGCCGCAACGUAGAGAAGUUCUCCAGUCGUUCCCACCCCUGGCCCCAGCCAUGGCAGCCGUGUCACCACGUCCCUGGAUUAGCACAGGCGGCAGCUUGCUUCGGCCUUUCCGACCCGCCCAAAGCAAGGGACAAAGCCACAGAGCGACCUGGAUAUUGGAGAGAAGUUGUGGUCUUGCAGUUGCUGGAAGCAUCGCGUGCCGCCUUGCCGCUCGCGGCUCGCGCCGCGCCGUGGCCAGUGCCAGCACUCUGCGGAUGGCCGUGGCCGUGGAGAGUGCUGAGGAUUGGACUGUGAAUCCGGUCGAAGAUCUUGGCCAUUUUUCAAUGAUGGUGAACUACUUGCUGGUUGGUGGUUUCUUGUGGAUUUUGCCUGGCUUGCGCCAGGAUGUAUCAACCAAAUCAGAAGAGUCCAGUGCCUCUUGGAAGUAUGAGCUGAUUCGGUCCGUGGGCGAGGAGUGCCAAACAGAAGCGGAGCUGCGAAAAUUGGUGGAGAAGAAACCAAACUUCGUCUGCUACGAUGGUUUUGAGCCCUCAGGCCGAAUGCACAUCGCGCAGGGAGUCUACAAGUCGGUUUGUGUCAACAAGUGCACAAAGGCUGGUGGGCAAUUCAUCUUCUGGGUGGCCGACUGGUUUGCCUUGAUGAACGACAAGAUGGGUGGAUGCAAUAAGAGCUGCUUGAGGAUGUUCUUCCACGUCAGUCAACUCGAAGGUGAGUUGAGUAGGCAGUAGGCCCAGUAGGGGUGAGUUGAGCUUGAGUUUUUUUAGAUGGCGGAACUCAAUGGUUCCUACCCCUUGGUCCGAUAUUACAUAGCUAUGGAAGCCCCCAUCAUGCC